Molecule: messenger RNA, 363 nt
Organism: Sinocyclocheilus anshuiensis
Lineage: Eukaryota; Metazoa; Chordata; Actinopteri; Cypriniformes; Cyprinidae
Product: dedicator of cytokinesis protein 8-like
Exons: 3
Biological process (GO): positive regulation of T cell migration; small GTPase-mediated signal transduction; positive regulation of establishment of T cell polarity
Cellular component (GO): cell leading edge
Molecular function (GO): guanyl-nucleotide exchange factor activity
Source: RefSeq, a predicted model, not a curated record
AUUGAGAAGGUUCUUCAGCAGGGAGAGAUCGGGGAUUGUUCUGAACCAUACAUGGUACUGAAGGAGAGUGAUGCUCCUAAGAACAGAGAUAAGGUGGAGAAGCUGAAGAAUCAGGCGGAGGGGUUUUGUCAAAGGCUGGGCCGCUACAGGAUGCCAUUCGCCUUCGCCACGGUCAACAUCAUGAGUGCCAUCAGCUCCACACUGGAGCGAGACACAAGUGACACAGACAGUAUCAAUGGCAGGAGCAGCAUGGAAAAGAAGGGAUUGCCCAGACGUAACUCCGACAGAUUCAGUAUUAUGGAGGACAACUAUAUCCUGUCUGGCUUCAAACCAGCUUUUACCACGUGCACAUUCAUCAAGCAG